Molecule: messenger RNA, 705 nt
Organism: Dovyalis caffra
Lineage: Eukaryota; Viridiplantae; Streptophyta; Magnoliopsida; Malpighiales; Salicaceae
Source: the annotation of a GenBank genome assembly
AUGCGGCUUCAUGGUUGUGCACACAUGGGUUCUCUUGGAUUGUUAGCUGGGAAAUCAGUCCAUGGCUUUGUAGUGAGGAAUGAAUGGGAGUUGAAUGUGGAUAUUGGCAGCGUUCUUGUUCAUAUGUAUGCCAAGUGUGGAUUCUUGAAGAACGCUGUCUGGGUUUUUGAUUUGAUGCAAGAAAGAAAUGUCUCGAAUUGGACUGCAUUGAUAUGUGGCUUUUGUCAAGAGGCAUUAUCUUUGUUUAAGAUGAUGCAAGAAGCUGGUGUUAGGCCUAACGAGAUGACUUUCACGGGGAUUCUUAAUGCCUGUGCGCAUAAGGGGAUGCUUGAAGAGGGUCGCAAGUAUUUUAAAAUGAUCAAAGAUACUGGCUUGGAGCCUAGAAUUCAGCAUUAUGGAUGCAUGGUUGACAUGUUUGGAUGCAAGGAGCAUAAGCAGCUUGACAUUGCUGAUAGAGUGAUAGGGCAGGUCUUGAAGGAAAUUAAGCCGGAGAAUGAUGGAGGCGUUUAUAGUCUUGUAUCUGAUUUGUAUGUUUUAAAUGAGAAAUGGGAUGAUGCAGAAAGGUCAACAGAAUCUCAGAAGAUGAAUAUGCGCAGUGAGGAAGAAAAAAUCUGGAUAGUUUACGAUCUAUCAUUUGUUCUGGAAGAAAAUAUUAAAGCCAGAGCAUGCUCAAUGGAGUACUGGCUGGCUCGCAUUCUGCAGUGA